This is a messenger RNA of Balaenoptera acutorostrata (minke whale), 1978 nucleotides long. RefSeq names its product UDP-GlcNAc:betaGal beta-1,3-N-acetylglucosaminyltransferase 8 (gene B3GNT8). NCBI's taxonomy places the organism in Eukaryota, Metazoa, Chordata, Mammalia, Artiodactyla, Balaenopteridae. The record is from RefSeq and is a predicted model, not a curated record. Gene Ontology annotation, cellular component: membrane. Bases 290 to 1483 code for a protein of 397 amino acids. Gene Ontology annotation, molecular function: protein N-acetylglucosaminyltransferase activity. The transcript has 2 exons.
CUCACCAGAAAACCAGCCCCAACACGCCAGAGCCCCAACCCUCAGGUCUGCCUCCAGCCCUCCUCCCCCCUCCCCCUCCCUCAGCCCCGCCCCGGUCCCUCCCGGCCCCUGGGGCCCUCCCAGCCUCCCGCAGACCGGCUGGGCUGGGCUGGGCUGGGCUGGAGAACAACAGUGCUGGAGACACCAGCGCUGCCGGAGGAGGGCAGAGGGCCGGCCCAAGGCCCCGGGCGCUGGAGCUGGCCGGAGCCGGACCCAGAGCUCCCACAGCUGCCCCUUCCUGGGCCGGGUCAUGCGCUGCCCCAAGUGCCUUCUCUGCCUGUCAGCACUGCUCACACUCCUGGGCCUCAAAGUGUACAUCGAGUGGACGUCCGAGCCCCGGCUGGGUAAGGCCUACCCGGGACCCCGCAGCACCCCACCAGGCCCCACGCCAGCCAGCCCCGAGCCCACCCUGCCGGCUAACCUCUCGGCCCGUCUGGGCCAGACUGACCCUCUGCCCUCAGCUUACUGGAACCAGCAGCAGUGGCGGCUGGGGACCCUGCCCAGUGGGGACAGCACUGAGGCGGGGGACUGCCGCGCUUGGGGAGCUGCCGCUGCGGCUGAGAUCCCCGACUUCGCCUCCUACCCCGAGGACCUCCGCCACUUCCUGCUGUCGGCAGCCUGCCGGAGCUUCCCACGGUGGCUGCCCAGGGGCGGCGGUGGCCAGGUGGCCAGCUGCGAGGAUCCCGACGUCCCCUACCUGCUGUUGGCUGUCAAGUCGGAACCAGGGCGCUUUGCGGAACGACAGGCCGUGAGGGAGACGUGGGGCCGGCCGGCUCCCGGGGUCCGGCUGCUCUUCCUGCUGGGGUCCCCAGCGGGCAAGGGGAGGCCUGACCUAGGCUCCCUGGUGGCCUGGGAGAGCCGCCACUACAGCGACCUGCUGCUCUGGGACUUCCUUGACGUCCCCUUCAACCAGACGCUCAAGGACCUGCUGCUGCUAGCCUGGCUGGGCCGCCACUGCCCCGGCGUGAGCUUCAUCCUGCAAGGCCAGGAUGACGCCUUCGUGCACACCCCCGCCCUUCUGGACCACCUGCAGGCCCUGCCGCCCAGCGCGGCCCGUGGCCUCUACCUGGGUGAGGUCUUCACCCAGGCCAAGCCCCUCCGGAAGCCUGGGGGACCCUUCUACGUGCCUGGGUCCUUCUUUGAAGGCGGCUACCCAGCCUACGCAAGUGGGGGCGGCUACGUCAUCGCGGGCCGCUUGGCACCCUGGCUGCUGCGGGCGGCGGCCCGCGUGGCCCCCUUCCCCUUCGACGAUGUCUACACCGGCCUGUGCUUCCAAGCCCUGGGCCUGGCCCCCAGGACCCACAAAGGCUUCCUCACGGCCUGGCCGGCAGACCGCACUGCUGACCCCUGUGCUCUCCGAGACCUGCUGCUGGUGCGGCCCCUUAGCCCCCAGGACAGCAUCCGGCUCUGGAAACAGCUGCGGGACCCUCAGCUCCAGUGCUGAGACUCGGAGGUGGGGAGGGUCGGGGAGGGCAGACCUGGCCUGGGCCUUGGCGCCAGCCCCUUGCUCAGCCUCUCUUUCUAGGCCUCGGUGCGAGGAAGGGGGUCCUGGAAUGGAGGCUGCCUGAGCCCUCCCUGGGCCUCCCCAAAAGGCGACAGACUGUUUCCGUCUUUCAGUUUUUGAAAAAUAUGCACUCCCCACUCUGAGGCCUGGAGUCGUCAUCUCUGUCUACGGGGCCUUGAGGUAGUUUACAGAGCAAAGUUCAGCUGCACCCUGACCUUCACACCAGACACUCUCCCCACCCUUACUGGGCAAGGCCGGCCCCGAUGGCCUCCUGGUCACCUUGCUGGACACCAGCUUUGACCCGUUCUAUGGGAGACAAGGGGCCAUCUCUGGAGGACCCCACCUCCAUCCUGUUUGCUGAAGCUGACCUUCCAGCUUGCAGAAGUUUCUGGAGGAAGAAGAUAGCUCAACAGCCUUGGCCUUAUUUAUCUCAAC